This is a messenger RNA of Lymnaea stagnalis (great pond snail), 7701 nucleotides long. Lineage: Eukaryota; Metazoa; Mollusca; Gastropoda; Lymnaeidae. The record is from the annotation of a GenBank genome assembly.
CAGGGUGAAGGUUUUGAUGUUAUGAAAUCAGGGGACGCUCGGGUCGCUCUCAUUGGUUUUCCAUCAGUAGGCAAGGUAAAAUAUUUUUUUUUUUAAUUGAUAAAAAACAAAAUAACAUGUUCAAUGUUAGACAUAUUGCAAAGUGUUUUUAUUACAACACAUGCAGAAAAUAAAGGUAAUAUUCACAUACUUUAAUUGACUGCUUCUCAAAUAGAGCAUUGUUUUAAAAAAAUGAAGUUAUUAUGUUUUUAACUCCACAGUCUACUCUGCUAAACACCAUGACCUCAACACACAGUGAAUCAGCUUCAUAUGAGUUCACAACCUUAACCUGUAUACCAGGUGUUAUUGAGGUGAAUUGUUUGUUGUCUUUUUUGUUGAAAUAAGUAAGUAAAAGUAAUACGUUUUUAGUAUCCCUUGUUUCCAUUGCUUUUGUGUAAACAACCAGAUAUGUACUGUUCGUUAUUAUUAAAUAUGUGAUUUCUUUACCAUCUCAACAUGUGUGACAGAAAAGCUGCGUUUUCCAUUAUCUGUGAUUAUGAAAUCUUUCCGCACAGUUUUGAUAAACAAAAAUGUACUCUUAGUCUUAUCUGUUUGUUUGGGAUUUUAAAGGAAAUAUAUUUUUGAAAUUGACAUGGCUAACUUUUUUUUUUAAAUGUGGCAAGGAGCAAGCUUAUGUGGCAGUCAUGUGUUUGAAUAUUUUUUUUUUUGAAGUCUAGAUAACUAUUUAUAUUUUGUAAAUGAAUUAAAUAGCAAAACGAGAUAAGCAGUCCUUUAAUUUAUAUCUUAUAUUUUGUACUAUUUCAAUGGUAUUGUAUUUCAGUAUAAUGGAGCCAAUAUUCAGUUGCUUGAUCUGCCAGGAAUCAUUGAAGGAGCAGCACAGGGUAUGCUAAAAUAACUACAAUGCUAAUGUAGUAAAAUGAUUAUUUUUAUUAAAUAUUAUAAUUUUAAAAGGUAACAGAAGAAAUUCAGCCUGAUUUUUUUUUUAUUUAGGUGAAAAAUAUAAGGACAAAAUAAAACAUGUGUAUAUUUUCAAAAAGUGAUUUCUUUGCUUGUUUGUGUUUGUUUUUCUUUCAUUUAGGCAAAGGUAGAGGGCGACAGGUUAUUGCAGUGGCCAGAACUGCCGAUUUAAUUAUUAUAAUGUUGGAUGCAACAAAGGGAGAAAUUCAGAGGUAGCUCUUCUGUUAUUACUUUCUUUGAAGCAUUUAUUUUAUUAUUACACAGACAUUAUGAAGUAUCCACUGGCAAAAACUAUUAAUUAAAUCUCCUAUAUUGGCAGCAGAAGUAAUAUUUUAAUACCCAGUAUUUUGUGUUCAUGGUUGACGUACUAUUAUGGUUAUUUACUAUCAAUAUAGGGGGUGGGGGGGGUUUAGAGUUUUAAGCUGGGCUUACAAAAUUAAAUUAGCAGUUAAGAUGUAGUGAGUUUCUAGGACCUUAGCCAUUGCAUUUGUUGAGAAAUAUAAAUUAUGCAUUGGCCAUGGCCUUUGCUGAGAAAUAUAAAUUCUUUGUUGACCUCAUUCCAACCUUAGUUGCUAAAGGUAGUAAUCCCAUUGUUUUGUUCCACAGAGAACUGCUGGAGAGAGAGUUAGAGGAGGUUGGCAUUAGACUCAACACUAGAAAACCAAAUAUUUAUUUUAAGGUAGGCCAUUUUAAUUUUUUUGUAAUUUAUGCAUUUCCUUAUUAAUAUGUUGGUUUUUUUUUACUUCUUAAGUCAUACCAUGUAUUCAUUUGUUUCAUUGUCAGCUCGCUGAUAUAUUUCAUUGACUAUAACACCACUUUUUUAUAUUUUAAUAGCAAAAGAAAGGUGGCGGAAUUUCUUUUAAUUCUAUGGUGCCUUUGACGAAAACAAAUGAAAAAAUGAUACAGCUGAUUCUUCAUGAAUACAGUAUCCUUUAUGUGAUGUUUUAAAGCUUUAAAACAAUUUUCAUUUUAUGUAAAUUUCAUUGGUGAUGGUUGUCAGAAAGAAAGAAAAAAAAAGGUGACAAAAUAUUUUCCUUUACUGCUGACUUAGAAAUCUUCAAUGCUGAAGUUUUAUUUAGGGAGGAUUGCACAUCGGACCAGUUUGUUGAUGUUAUAUUAGGCACUAGAGUCUACAUGCCAUGUUUAUAUGUAAGAUAGGGCUGUUUGUAUUACAUGUUUUAGUCAAGUGGAGCUGGGGGGGGGGGGGGUUUAAAAAAACAUUAGUCUAUUUCUGGGGCUUACAAGAAGAAUUACUGGGUGCAUCAUCUUUGGGAGGGGGGAUAACAGUCUUUGAAUUUGAUGUAUUUUUAAAAUUUUUUAUUUUAAACAAACUCACGGUCUACUGGAUCUUUAGGUGGGGUGGGGGGGGGGGGGUGUUUAAAAAAACAUUAGUCUAUUUCUGGGGCUUACAAGAAGAAUUAUUGGGUGCAUCAUCUAUGGGAGAGUGGAUAACAGUCUUUGAAUUUGAUGUAUUUUUAAAAUUUAUUAUUGUAAACAAACUCACGGUCUACUGGAUCUUUAGGUGUCACUAGAUAGUGCCUCUAAUUAACUCUUAUCACUCCAUGAGUAAACUUAUUUGUUUAGUCCUUCCAAAGGGUACAAUUUAAUCCCAUACCCAUAUAUUUAUUUUUUUAUCUUUUAGGUUUACAACAAGAUAGAUCAAAUAUCUAUAGAAGAGGUUGACAGACUGGCCAAACAACCCCACACGGUGGUAAUGAGGUAAUGAAGAAAAAUAAUUAAAUAAAGUUCAAAUUAAGUGCCGGUCGCCCAAUAAUUCAUAAAUGAAUAAUUUUAUCAGUUAUGAACUUUCUCAUGUGUAGAUAAGAAGAACCAAACAUAUCUGAUAAACAUUGUAUAUUACAUUAAGUUUUCACUGUACAGAAAAUCUCACUCAACACUUCUACCUUUCUACCAAGCAACAAUGUCAAGAAACUAUUAUUGACGUUUAUUAUAUUUUUAUUUCAGCCCUUUUGUAUUAAAAAUUUAGUUGCAAUGAAUAAUUACUCGUUUAGAUGUUUGCAAAUCGAAUAAUAAUUGGAACAUGAAUUUGAUUUUUCAGCUGCAAUUUGAAGAUGAAUUUAGACUACCUAUUAGAAGAAAUGUGGGAACACCUUGCCUUGUUACGAGUUUACACCAAGAAGAGGGGAGGUAAUAGUUUACAACUUAUGGUACCCAAAUUAAUGCCUAUUUACAAUGUAUGGUACCCAAAUUAAUACAGUUCCUCAUGUGUGGUGACCCCCAACCAUAAAAUUAUUUUCGUUGCUAUUUCAUAAAUAUGUGUUUUCUGAUGUUCUUAGUCUUAGGCGACCCCUGUGAAAGGUAAUUUCCAAAGGGGUUGAAAACCACUGUGCUGAACCAUAAAUUUUCAUUGACACCUGCGUUCUAAGUGGUCGACAUUUAAAUAUUUUGUUUAUCCACAGUUAUCAUUUAUCGGCUAAUUUAUAUGUGACCCAGAUUAAACAAAAGUGGAGCAAAUGUUGAGCUACGUUUAGUAUGAUAAUUCUACCUACUAGAUAAUUAUUAUUCGAAACAGUGAUACAUGCAUAGGUGUGUGUUGGUUUAUGAUUUAAAUUAAAGGCUAUUUUAUGCCUAACUAUACAAAAUUGAAAUAGUUAUAUAUUUUUUAGUAUUGUGGUACUAAAGGUUUCAUCCUUCUCUUUUUUUACAUUUGUGUCCAUACACAUGAAUAAUUUUUGGGCAUAUUUUUAUCAGCUUCAUAAUGAAAAUUUCAAUAAAUGAAUGAAUUUACAAAUUGAAGAAUUUUUAAUUUUAAACAAAAAUAAUAAUGGAAAUUUUACCAUUCCCUAGGAUUUUUGUUUUUCAAAUACUAUUCACCUUUGCUUAUUACAGCAUUUCUAACCAUGAUGAUAAAUCAAAAUGAAUGUCACAGAUGAAUUAAUUAAAUAAAUAAAUCUGGGGUUCCCAAAUUCUUUAAUUUUUUAAAAAUUAAAACAAAAAUAAUAAUAGAAAUUUUACCAUUCCCUUAGUUUUUUUUUGUUGUUUUUUUGCCACACAAUUAUUUACCUUUGCCUUGGCCUAAUUGAAAUUCUGUUUUUGGAAAUUUUGGACAAGUAUGUCAUCAUGCAACUGUUAGCAGUGUUCGCAAAGGAUUAGUCAUAUGCCCGGAAUACGAUGACAGCAAGACGUCGAGCAAUAAUGAAAAUUGGAUUGCAGACAGACAAAGUGACAAUGUGACUUCUGGUAGAUGACCUAAAGCAGUGUUUCCCAACCUGUUUUGUGCCAUGCCCCACCUAAGCCUUUCUAAAAUUCUUAUGCCUCCCAUGUAUCAUAUACAUAAUUUUUAAUAUUCAAAAACAGGGUUGUUCACUGAAGAAACUGAAAUGAUUUUUACAACACUUUUAAUGAGCGCUUAUUUUGAUUUAAGACUUAAAUGAUUCUCCUUUUAAAUUACAAGUUAACGAUUUGUUUUCAAAAUCUAGACAGCUCAUUUUUUUAAUUGCCCCCCUAAACAAUCAAAUUGCCCCCUAUUGGGGUGUGGGCCCUACGUUGGGAAACAGGGACAUAAAGCCUCAAUUUAUUCCGGCUGAAACCGAAAUUUGGGCGUGCUCUAAUGUCUAUUAUUUUUUUACUUACAGAACGACCAGAUUUUGAAGAUGGUUUGAUUCUAAGGAGAGGGGCAACAGUGGAGCAUGUGGUAUGUUAAGCAUCAAUAUCCAUCCGACUUUCCAGAUAAAUUAAUUUCAGUGUGCCAAAAUACUUUCAGUGCUGAAAAUGUGUAUACUGAUAGUUCUUGGAACAUAAAUUGCAAAGAAAGUCUUGUCAGUGGAAAAUGUGCACAAUUUUUGUAAAUAUAAGAGGUCACAUACAAAACAUUUAAGUAAAGAAUUGUUUAAAUGGGUUCAAGUCAUAGAAUACUGGAGAAUGGGAAUUUAAAUAUUUAUAAAUUUUGGGUUGGUUUGGGUUGAUGUUAAGGAACAGCAAGAUAGAGUGAGAGGCCUUUUCUAUUUCUAGACCAGUGGUUCUUAACCUGGGUUCUAUCGAACCCCAAGGGUUGGGUGAGUCAGUCUCAGGGGUUCGGCGCAGGUCCAAAAAAAAUCAGGAAAAAAAAAUCAUAUUUUAUUUUUUUCUAUUAAGAAGGGUUCGGUGAAUGCGCAUAUGAAACUGGUGGGGCUCGGUACCUCAAAAAAGGUUAAGAAUCACUGUUCUAGACUAAGCCUACUAAUAGAAAGGCUGCUUUAAAUUAACUUAAUUGACAGCAGAAUAAAAGAGCACUGCCUUUUAAGCAACCAUGUGUCAACCCAUGCCAAACAUGAACAUUUUUGAUAAUAUCAAACAUUUUCAUAAGUUAGUUAUCAGGUGUUGAUCUGAAAUGGUCUUGUACUUAAUUAAAUAAGUUGUUUGAUCUGAAAUGUUCUUGUACUUAAUUAAAUUAGUUGUUUGAUCUGAAAUGUUCUUUUACUUAAUUAAGUUAGUUGUUACAUCCCACCUGUAAAAUAUAUAAAUAUUAUUCCAUUAUUGUCAUCCCUUUCAAAAUCAAUAAAUUUUGUACGUGGAAAAACAAUUUGGAAAGCCUAGAGACGGGAGAUUUUAGGGGAACAUGGUUAUUGUGUAUAUGGUAUGUGUUGAGAUGACUUAAAAUGUUAAAUGCUUACAGAGUAUACAGUAAUCCAAAUUACAUCAAACUUGUAAUCUAUAUAUAUAAUUCGCUAGCAAAGGUCAAACACCAACACGCAGGCUAUAUAUAGAUACGCCAGAGUGUGGUUAAAUAAUGAGUUCACUAGCGCGCAAAUAUAAUUCCUGAUAACUACGCUAAAUGAUAUAUAUUAUUUUUAAUAAUGCAAUUGCAUUUGGUGCAUAUUUUCUUUUCGGAAAUGAAAUUGUCUCAAUUUAAGUAUUGUGUAAAAAAUAUUUGGUUUUAAAGUGGUUGGGACAUGAGAAUAUUAAUAUAGUUCAUGGGCAGGAAAUAAAAAGUGUGCAGGGACGUAUCAUGUAUGAGUUCCAUAGGCAUUAAGACAACGAAAAUUCUGGCAACUCCUGAGAGGCUACUGGUACCAAGCUGUAUUAUCCAAAUAUGAUGUUCCCUUGAUUUAUCCAUAGGCAUGGAGAGAGGUGAUUUGCUAUCUAUGGAACCAACAAAUCCUUCUAAAGUAAAAGAUAAAAUCCCAGGCCGUGUGAUUUUGUCCUGCAAAGCCUACACCAUUGUCACAUUUUGACAGACAUGCCAAAGAAAAAAAAAUUAUUUAAAUAAUGCAGUUGCAAUCACAUUUCUAUUUGAUAUUUCCAGUUUCAAAUACUGAUAUAUAUUUUUAAUUUUUUUUGUAAGUUGCCUAUUGCCAUAAAUGUGAUGCAUCCAAGAAAGUAGCUCAGAAUCCAGGGAUUGAAUAGCAAUUUUCUAAUAUUAUAAUUAUGUUCUUGUGUUUUUUUGCAAAAUAUGAAAUAGGUUUUUUAACAUUUCUUAUUUAUUUUGGAAACAUUUUUCAAUACCUUAACUGAAAACAGAAUGUCAUUAAUAAUUGUAUUCUUGUUCUGUUUGCUGUUUUCAGUGUCAUGUGAUACACAGAUCUAUAGCAGAAACUUUUAAAUAUGCCUUAGUUUGGGUAAGUUGUAAAUAUACCUUAGUUACGGCAAGUUGUAAAUAUACUUUAGAUUGGCUAAUUUUUAAAUGUAACUGUUAAGGUUCUGGAAAGUUGUAAAUGUGGAUUAAUUAGGGUAAGUUGUAAAUAUGCAUUAGUUAGGUAAUGUAAGUUGUAAAUAUGCAUUAGUUUAGGUAAUGUAAGUUGUAAAUAUGCAUUAAUUUGGGUACCAUACGUUGUAAAUAUGCAUUAGUUUGGGUACCAUAAGUUGUAAAUAGGCAUUAAUUUGGGUACCAUAAGUUGUAAAUAUGCAUUAGUUUGGGUUACUAUUUGUUUACAUUAUUUAUUUUGUGUUGAAAGUAAUUAUUUUAACUACUGGUGUCGAAAUUUUAAACUAAUUAUGAAUUAAAUAGCUACACCGAGGAAUGUACUUCAACUCAGAUAAUACUUUUCUUCUUAUGGUUUUCUUAAUGCUGGGGGGGAGGGUUUUGUUGUAUAUUUAUAUAAAAAGUGUUGGACUGCAAUAAAGCUUAAAAUAAUGGUAUCUCAGAUAUUGUAGUUACUGGUAUACUCUAUACUAGUAACACUGCAGAUAGAAUCUAUAUGGAGAACAAAUUAAUAACUAGAUUUGGUACGUUGUCUCCAUAUGGAUUGAACCAAAUCCAUAGUUUUACUUAGCUGCCAUGUCUUUUUCCUGUUUGGUUUUUCCAAUUAUGUUAAAAUGACUUCCUUUCUACUUCUCUUUACUUUGUUUUUGUCUGGUUUAAGCGCCCUCUCCUAUAUUUUUUCUGUUUUAGGUAGGAUAUGUAUAUUGACAUUAUGUAAAUUUAAUUUAUACUUAUUUAAAUGUGUUGUGUUUGUUUGUACUGAUGAAUGCAUAUGCCGAAACGUUUAAUUCUGUAUAAUGUACAAUUAUUAUUAAAGCUAACUCAUAUUGUUCUAUUGACACAAUUUGUUCGUGUCUUAUUAAUAAAUAUUUAUAUAGCAGGCUGUUGAGAAUCCACUUAAAUCUCUUCAUUAAUAAGAUUGUAUCUUGUCACUCUCAGGGUCAAAGUGUCAAGUACAGUCCCCAGAGAGUUGGGCUAACUCAUUUAAUGGCUGAUGAGGAUGUCAUACAGAUUGUCAAGAAAUAAAUUGUUUCAUUGCUGUCAAAAUAUUCUUAGUCCACAAUUGGCUGUUCCAUCCUGCUCAUGCUAUAUAAAAUUUCAUC